Babesia ovata is the source of this 843-nucleotide messenger RNA. RefSeq names its product zinc finger DHHC domain containing protein. NCBI's taxonomy places the organism in Eukaryota, Apicomplexa, Aconoidasida, Piroplasmida, Babesiidae. Gene Ontology annotation, cellular component: Golgi apparatus; endoplasmic reticulum. Gene Ontology annotation, biological process: peptidyl-L-cysteine S-palmitoylation; protein targeting to membrane. Bases 1 to 843 code for a protein of 280 amino acids. The transcript is spliced from 10 exons. The record is from RefSeq and is a predicted model, not a curated record. Gene Ontology annotation, molecular function: protein-cysteine S-palmitoyltransferase activity.
AUGAUUCCACCGGAGAUGGAUGACGCCAAGGCGUACCACGCCAUUCCUUCAGAUCCAGACGUUCUGGAAGAGGAAAUUCCAAGCCGAUCCCGCUGGGGACCGAACCCCCGUUAUCUGAUAGCCACCGUAGCCGCGCUUAUCUUGGAGUGGGCCACGAUGUUCUGGGUAGUUUCCUUGGGAGAUUCGACGCGCGACUACUUCGUCUUCACUUUCAUGUUCGGCGCCGCCAUAGCCAUAGUGAUGGUUGUCAAUCGCUCUAACCCUGGAGUUGUGCCAAAGAACGUGGACUUGGAGCUCUAUCAGCGAGAAGCAUUACCGGCUACGGAGGUUGAGCUUAAUCAGACCCGUUUCAUUCAGCGCUGGUGUGUUGCGUGCCGCCUGUAUAAGCCUCCUCGGGUCAAGCAUUGCUACGAGUGCGGACGUUGCAUAUCACGCUUCGAUCACCACUGCCCAUGGAUGUCUAACUGCAUCGGCUCCAACAACUACAAGAUGUUUAUGCUCUUCUGGCAACACUACUUUGGCAUGCAGAUAUUCUCCGUCUAUUUUAUAGGGCUAUCUAUGAGCCAACUGUCUGCCACUUCGAAGGUGUCUCUUGGGGACGGUGCCAUCCGUAGCUUUGCCUCGGAGAAUCCAUUCCUGAUCUUUUUGCUAGUUCUGGCGUGCAUUCGUCUGCCAGUUGUGGCUUACAUUACCAUGGCUAACGCGUAUUUCAUCUGUCGCAACAUGACCUACUACGAGUACCUAACGCAGCCGUACGAAGGCAAGAACCCCUUCGAUCAAGGCCUGUGUCAAAACAUAUACACCUUUAUGGCACUGCCGUGGAUUGAUCUUUCGCGUGAAUGA